ACACCAUUUUCACAUAUUUUCUCAUAAUGUUUACGUUCGCAGUGUUUUGGACUUAUAUACACAUAUGCAUGCACAAGAGAACUAAACGGCGUCGUAUUAACAAGCACAAAACGACUGAGCACGUUCCUUUAUUUCGAUUUAGCGAUAGACUCCUCCAUCAGCUCAAUUACAUGCGAAGGUUGGUUGACGUGAGCGACACAACUUGUCUGGAGAACCUCCGUAUGGAUCGUAAUUCAUUCGGUCGUCUAUGUUACCUUCUUGAAAGUUCUGGCGGACUUCGUCCAUCCAGAAAUGUUGCACCCAGCGAGCAAAUUGCAAUUUUUCUCUCAGUCCUAGCUCAUCAUAAGAAAAAUGUCACUUUGAAGCUUGAUUUUGUAAGAUCUGGUAGGACAAUAAGCAAAUACUUUAAUCGUGUUCUUGAUGCGGUGAUACGGGUUCAGUGGAUCUUAGCCGUGCAUCCAAAGGCAGUAGAAGCCGAUUGUGUUGAUGAAAGGUGGAAAUGGUUCAAGGGAUGUCUAGGAGCACUAGAUGGAACCUACAUUGAUGUGCGAGUUCCUUCCAUUGACAAGGCACGAUAUAGAAACCGUAAGGGUAGUGUAUCUGUUAAUGUACUUGGCGUUUGCGAUAAAAAUAUGAACUUUGUGUACAUGCUAAGUGGUUGGGAGGGGUCAGUUGCGGAUAGUCGUGUCUUGCGCGAUGCGGUUACUAGGACGAAUGGUCUACGCGUUUCAAACGGAAAUUAUUAUUUGGUGGAUGGUGGGUAUACGAAUGGUCCUGGGUUUUUAGCGCCAUAUAGGGGUGUCAGAUACCACUUACAGGAAUGGGGUACCGGAAAUCGCAGGCCACGAAACUUUAGAGAAUUGUACAACCUUCGUCAUGCUAAGGCUAGAAAUGUGAUUGAGCGUGCGUUUGGUAUUUUGAAGAUGCGAUGGGCAAUUCUUAGGAGUUGUUCAUAUUAUACCAUUAGGACACAAAAUCGCAUUAUUAUGGCAUGUGCGCUCCUCCACAACUUCAUACGCACCUCAAUGGCUAAUGAUCCCAUGGAAGCACUAGUCCCUGAGAUACCGACUAACGGAGUGUCCACAACUACGAAUGAAGAUGUGUUGAUAGACCAGGUGGAGGCUAGCCCAGAAUGGACACAAUUUCGUGACCGAUUGGCACAAGAUAU
Molecule: messenger RNA, 1168 nt
Organism: Striga hermonthica
Lineage: Eukaryota; Viridiplantae; Streptophyta; Magnoliopsida; Lamiales; Orobanchaceae
Source: the annotation of a GenBank genome assembly